GCCUGAAAGCAUCAGUCGACAACAGUUAUCACUGCUUGUUACACCAUCACUAAACAUAACAAAAUGAAAUCUAUUGUGUUGGCUUGUAUGCUGGUUGCGGUGGCGUUCGCUGCCCCACAACAAGGAGCCCCUGCCGAACCCAUCCCCAUUGUGAAGGAUGACAGCCAGAUCAACGGUGACGGAUCCUACCAAUAUGCCUUCGAAACUGGCAAUGGUAUCUCUGCUGACCAGAAGGGAGAGCUGAAGAAGGUUGGAGAGGUUGAUGCUUUGGAAGUGCAGGGAGAGUUCUCCUACCCUGGCGAGAACGGUGAACCCAUCCACUUGACUUACACCGCUGACGAGAACGGCUACCACCCAACUGGUGCCCAUCUGCCCACCGCUCCCCCAGUACCUGAAGCCAUCCAGCGCUCCCUCGCCUACCUCGCCACCGCCGCCCCACCUCAAGCUGCUGAGGCACAAUAGAUUUCAAGUUGGCUGAUGCAAUAAUACUCAUAAUCACAUUGUGAUGCGUAUUUUAUAAUUUUCUACUAUGAAUAAAGCUAACGUAACUCAUUA
Messenger RNA from Spodoptera frugiperda (fall armyworm), 555 nucleotides. RefSeq names its product endocuticle structural glycoprotein SgAbd-8-like. The record is from RefSeq and is a predicted model, not a curated record. NCBI's taxonomy places the organism in Eukaryota, Metazoa, Arthropoda, Insecta, Lepidoptera, Noctuidae. The transcript is spliced from 2 exons. The coding region runs from base 64 to 462 and encodes 132 amino acids. Gene Ontology annotation, cellular component: chitin-based extracellular matrix. Gene Ontology annotation, molecular function: structural constituent of chitin-based larval cuticle.